AUGCAUUACAGUCACCUCUGGUAUCUUAACAGCCCAGCUAUACUUCUACUCGUAACUCUUCAAGAACUGGAUUCAUCAGCUAAGAAAAAGAUAGGCAGCUUCUUAUUCAGCAGCCUCCAAUUUUUACUGCUAUUGCAGUCAUGACUAAUCAACAACGGUACUUUGGAAAGUGACACUUUCACAGCUCUGGCAAGAGCCCCCAUUCACCUCCCUGCUCUUGAAAUAUUCGAUCUUUCUUGGAAUAAAUACGUUGCUGGUAACUCGAAGCUGCUUCUGGAAACAGUAAAGCCUUCAGCAGCUCUUCAAGUGCUGAGGCUGAGCAGCUGUUCCCUGACAGAGGCCGCGGCUGUCUGGGCAUCAGUCACAGGGACAGGUCAUCCAGCCAAACUGGAUCUGAACUAUAACAACAGCCUCAGUGAUGCAGGAUGGGCUGUCUUCUGCCCAAACCCUGGUUCUUCAGAGUUAACUGAACUCAAUAUCAGCCUUCAGCCAUUAAAUUUUGGGGACGACGGGCAAUGGUAAACCAAACUUUCUGAGAUCACCAAGACAGGAAUGAAAAUAUGGGCUCUCCUUUCUUCACAGGAGAAGGAACUGGAAGGCUUUGACCCUAGAAGGCUUUGCCUGAGAGAUAAAGAAGCAUUCGUCUGAUCCAUGAUGACUUCAGUGAGCUGACUUCCCCGGUCUUACUAAACUAGAAACAAUUCUCUGAAGGUGGAAAAAAACAUGGAUAAAUUUCAAUGUCAUUAACUGAGUAUCAACUUGUGACAAUUUAAUUGGCCUUAUGUUACAAGAGCUGUGUAAAUGUAUAUAAAUAAUGAUAAUUUAAUAAUGAUAAUGAGAAUAUUUUUAUUCUCUAUUUUAUGAAAUAAGAAAAAUGUUUUCAACAGAUUUUUAUUUGUUUUGGAUGUAUACUUAUCUCAGUUACUAUUUAGAAAGCCUACCAAAAAUGUUCAGAUUUUGGUAAUGCAUCUGUUUUCUUCUUGUCCUGGAAUUUUCUAACUCUUGUUUUCCCAUGUGUUACACAUUCUAAAUAUAAGAAUGCAUAUGUAUAUGUGCAUAUGUGUGUGAUUCUAACAGGAAAGAUACUAGCUGCGUAUGUUUUAUGCUGUAUUUGCUAAUAAUAACAUAAAAUUUGUUUUAUUGCUUUGUAUUUAUUUUUUGAUGGUGCUAAGGAACAAAUCCAGGGCCUCACAUUUCCUAUGCAAGUUCUCUACCAUGAAGCUAAAUCUUCAAACCCUGUUCUACUGCAUUUUAACCUUAGAUAUAAACUAUGAAUACUACUAAUGGCCACUGAUCUAUAAAAAUUACUAAAAAGCAGCCAAAAAUUCAAAUCACAUUAUCAAAGCCACAUCUGGUGAAAAUAGUCUUUUAUUGUUAGAACAAACAAAUGACUAACAUAUUACUUCUGGAUAUUUCUUAUUACUAGUUCAUUAAUGAAAGCUUUUGUGGUUUGGGUUUUCUUUUACUCUAACAAAAAAGUCCUUGCAUGGCAGAGAUGUGUGCCUACACAUUUCUAUCCUGAUACCAUCAAGGCAAAUUGUGUUUUGCUUUUCUCUCCCUACAUGAAUAAUUUGGGAUUCCAAUCAUUGCUUAAAAGACAUGUAAUUUAAAAUCAGUAAUACUCCAACAGAAAAAGUCAUCAGGAGGAUGUGGUUUUGAAGGCUGUGGAAAUGGUUGUUUUAGGUAAUGUGGUUGGUAUUCUUUUCUCUGGGAAUUCCCAUGAAUUCCAUAAACUUCUGUGUUUAUGCAAAGACCUAGGCAUGGAUGUUCAUAGCAGUUUUAUCUGCCGUAGCCUAGAACUGGAAACAGCCCCAUAUCCUUCAGUGAGUGAAUGCUGAAACAAACUGUGGGACUAUACAAUAUACUCAGAAGCAAAGAGGUAUGCAACAACUUGGAAUAAACUACAAGUAAAUUAUGCUAAGUAGAAAGAAGCCGAUCCCAAUUACACAUUUUGUGAUUCCAUUUAUAUGAUGCUCUUGCAUUGUAGAGAUGAAAAACGGGUUAGGCAUCGGGUGUGGGUGGUGGACGGUAUGAGCACAAAGGAAUGGAAUAAGUUGCAUUGAAAUACACACGUGUAUACACACGCAAAUGAGUGCUUGUGUAAGUGAUCAAAUCUGAAUACUUUGUUGAUUGCAUCACUCUCAGUAGUCUGGUUUUAUUAUUAUACUAUGUUUUAAGAUAUCACCACUGAUGGAAGGUGUAGGGUCAUUGGGGUAAGAUGUAUUAGUUCUUAGGAACUUUCUGUGAAUCUAUAAUUUUUUCAAAAUAAAAAAUUUUAAAGUAGGCAGAAUAGCAUAAUUACCCGACAUUAUCACCUUCCUCUACAAUUGUCAAUUUAUGGACAAUCAUGUUCCUUUGUACCUCUAUUCUUUACUACUCCCCUGUAUUAUUUUGAAGAAUUCCCAAAUGUCAUAUAAUUCUAUUCAUAAAUAUUUCAAUAAAGUAAGAAUCUUUUAUUACUAAAAAUAACGUAACUAAAAAUUCUAUUUCACCCAGCUAUUCCCCUUCUAGGUACAGCAUCUUCCCAGGAGAGAACAUCAUUACUACAUUGAUGUAUACAUACCUAUGUUUAUAGCAGCACAAUUCAUAACAGCUAAAUCUUGGAAGGAGUCUAUAUGUCCAUCAACAGAUGAACGGAUAAGGAAAAUGUGGACUUACACACUAGGUAGAACUACUCUGCCAUAAAGAAGGAUAAAUGAUGCACC
Heterocephalus glaber (naked mole-rat) is the source of this 2705-nucleotide messenger RNA. RefSeq names its product leucine rich repeat containing 31 (gene Lrrc31). Lineage: Eukaryota; Metazoa; Chordata; Mammalia; Rodentia; Bathyergidae. The record is from RefSeq and is a predicted model, not a curated record.